Anolis carolinensis (green anole) is the source of this 2369-nucleotide messenger RNA. RefSeq names its product retbindin (gene rtbdn). The record is from RefSeq and is a predicted model, not a curated record. Gene Ontology annotation, cellular component: external side of plasma membrane. The transcript has 6 exons. Gene Ontology annotation, molecular function: riboflavin binding; signaling receptor activity; riboflavin transmembrane transporter activity. Bases 317 to 1105 code for a protein of 262 amino acids. Lineage: Eukaryota; Metazoa; Chordata; Lepidosauria; Squamata; Anolidae.
GCGGUGCCUCCUCUCUCGGGGGCAGUGUACCAGGUGGGGAGGGGGGGAGGGAGAGAGAGCGACGUCGUCCCCCUGUCUCCGCUUGUGUGAGCCUGUCUUCUCUCCUCCUUUGAAGCGCAAGCAUCCCGCCUCAGCAAAGCCGAGCCCCGCGGGGCCUUGGGCGCGGACUAAGGAGGGAAGGAGGAGGGACUGCCUGGGUGCCCGCCACUCAGCAGAGGCAGCGAGGGGCUCGGCUUGGCUUCCCAAACUCGGGGCGAGAGCGAAGCAGAGGCGUCAGUCAGCGUCGUCGGAGCCGCCAAAGGAGCCUCAGGUAGCUAUGAGCCGUGUUGCUGGCAGGGGUAGCAUCUGGACCAUGGGUAUGGCAUGGGCAUUGCUGCUGCUGGGGGCCACUGCUGCGGGCCUGGAGGAUCGCUGCUUGUCUGGAGGAAAACACAAGCCCAGUCCAAGCUCAGAAGAACAGCUGGGCGUCUGUCAGAUCUAUGCAGAGAGUGCAUGUUGCUCACCAGAGAUAGCCCAGGACCUUUCCAAAGCCAAUGACAUCUACUGGAACCGCUGUGGGCACCUCAGCAGCAGAUGUGAGAAGUAUCUGGAACAAGUGGAGUGUUUCUACCGCUGUUCCCCCAUUGCUGCUCAGUGGCCUCACCCUCAAAGACCCACGGCAUUGCUGGCUGUGCCCCUCUGCCAGGGUUUCUGUGAUCGAUGGUAUGAUGCUUGCAAAGAUGACCUAACCUGUGCUCGGAACUGGCUUACAGAUUGGCACUGGGGUCCUGAUGGAAAUAACUGCAGUCAAGACUGUAUCUCCUAUGGCCAGAUGUACCAGAAUGGGAAGGAGUUGUGUGAGACCAUCUGGGAUGAUACUUUCACUGUCAGCACUGAUCCCUGUGAGUGUUUGACACUGACCGCCUCCGAUAUAGGCUCUCAUCCGCACCUCAGAGACAACACAGAGGAGCCGGAGAUCGCCAAGGCAAAAGGAAGCAAAAGGGAAGGCCGCCUUGUCCCUGGCAGGCUCUGCACAGGCAACCUACUGCUCCAGCGCCUGAGGAGGAACAUGCAGAAGCGCUCCGUCUUCAUGGAAGAUGUGGAGGGGAGUGGGAGCGGGUUCUGACCCAAGACAGCCACCCUUCCAGGGAAAAAAAUGACCCCCUUCCCUGUCAUCACCCGGGGCCUGGGGGGAUCGCUUGUGAUCUAUGCAAAUCCGCCAUGUCUCAUGUUACCAGCUUCUCAUUGUAUAGCUCUGUGUAACUUGGUGUGGCCAUGUCCUAGGAAGCUGACCGAGCACCUUAGCAGGGCUCUUGAGUCUGAUGCCUUUAGCAAUAGAGUUUACCUCCACCAAGACACCUCCCUUUCCUUUGGAAACCCACCCAGGGCCACUGCUUUCCUAAAGCUCCCCGUUUUGUAGAAGUAAAAAAAUAUAUGGUUGGAGACCAGUUAGUGGUGACUGCUCCACCUCCUGCUACUUUCUUUCCAACUGCUCCUCUCCCUACAAACCUGAGGCCAUGCCUCUGAGAGGUUGCCUGAUGGGACCUUCUACAAGUUCCCUUCUAACAAAGGAACAGCCACAAAGAUGGUUAUGCUCCAAAGGAACUUUCAAGAGUGGAAACCUGGAUGGAAAUGAAAUGAUGGGUUCAGACUAUAGCUAUGGCUACAGACAUAAUUGCCAGCAUAACUGAACUAAAAUGGUUGGGCUGCCACUGGUAAACGGAGGCAGAAGGCACACAAAAAAAACUACUGGCCACUAGGCUGGGUUAGACUGGUACAGUAAUGGGUGGCACCUAACAAUGCUGUAGUUACUUGGCAAAGAAUAGCUGCUAUACUAUUGAAUUUCACUUUUAUGCAAUCUAAUAGGGGCCAUGGAUAGGGAAGAAGAGAUUGUGUGAUAGUAUGGAGAUGCAGGCUACGUAAUUUUAAUAACACAGUGUAUAUAUUUCUUAAUCAGUGAAACAUUUAAUGGUGAGGGGGGUGAGAACUUGAGUCCUCAUGUCUGUGCUGUCCAUACCAGGCAUGGGCUAACUUUGGCCCUCCAGGUAUUUUGGACUUUAACUCCCACAAUUCCUAAUAGCCAGUAAGCUGGUUGGGAUUUCUGGGAGUUGAAGUCCAAAAUAGCUGGAGGGACAAAAUUUGCCCAUGUCUGGUCUACACCUUUAUGUAGCAUUUCUUGACAAAGGAAUUUGCUCCCAGGUAUUCAUGUGUAAUCACUGAUCAUUCUCUUCUCCAAAACACACAUUCCCUGCUUUCUCAGUUGCCUUUUUAUGCCCUUGCUUUUUCACCGUGUUCACAUGAAAUAAUAGCACAUCAUGCUCUGUUUCAAACCUACCUGUACUUGUGAGAAAAAUAAAAAUGUGUGCGUGUUAAAAGAAUUUGUAAGUAAA